Oncorhynchus masou masou (cherry salmon) is the source of this 3006-nucleotide messenger RNA. It is a transcript of the gene adamts8a, whose product is annotated as ADAM metallopeptidase with thrombospondin type 1 motif, 8a. Lineage: Eukaryota; Metazoa; Chordata; Actinopteri; Salmoniformes; Salmonidae. Gene Ontology annotation, molecular function: metalloendopeptidase activity; zinc ion binding. The record is from RefSeq and is a predicted model, not a curated record. Gene Ontology annotation, biological process: proteolysis; extracellular matrix organization. The coding region runs from base 1 to 2862 and encodes 953 amino acids. The transcript has 9 exons.
AUGGGUUCAACUUUACAUAUCACUUUAUUAACCCUGUCCUUCAACAACGUUGUGCUGUCGGAAUUGUUCCACUCGGAGGAGACCAUACCCGUCAUAAACAGUGUGAAGACCAGCGGUCGGCUCUGGAAAAGGAGCGAGGAUCAACAUAGCUUCAGAUUGACAGCUUUCGGCCAGGACUUCACAUUGAAUUUGACUCCGGAUGACUCGUUUGUUGCUCCAAAGUUAACCAUUCAGCACAUACAAUCGAAACAUCUGGCUGCGCUUUUCAACGGAACCAGAUCAGGGCAUUUUACCGGUGGUAUCAUCAAGACAGAGGGGAAUGGGGACGAGCUUAAAGGCUGCUUCUUCUCAGGGAAGGUGGACACCGACCAGGAAUCUGUUGUCGCGGUGAGCCUGUGCCACGGGAUGCAAGGGUUCUUCAUAGCGCAUGGGGAUGUGUAUCUAAUUCAACCCAAAGUUCUUGGCCAUGGUAAAACAGAGAGAUCAUUCUUGCAGGUACACAUUAUAAAAAGGAGAGUUUUGACCGAAGUACAAAAUUUGUCCAAGACUUUCCAAGCUUUUGAUCAGGUGAAGGAUAAAAGCCGUCUGGCCACAGAUGACAGCACUGCAUAUCCUGUUGAUGAUGCUGAGCUAGCGACGGGACGGAAGCGACGGUUUGUCUCCUCUCCAAGAUAUAUCGAGACGCUGGUCGUAGCCGACGCUUCAAUGACACAUUUCUAUGGAGACGAAAUAAAGCACUACCUACUGACUCUGAUGGCAAUGGCAGCGCGGGUCUACCGCCACCCCAGUCUGAAGAACUCAGUGAGCCUGGUGGUUGUGAAGAUGCUGGUGGUGGAGGACGAAGAUGUAGGACCCCAGGUGUCCAGCAACGGAGGAAUGGCCCUCAGGAACUUCUGUAACUGGCAGCAGCUCUUCAACCCCUCCAGCCAGAGGCAUCUGGAACACUACGAUACAGCCAUCUUAUUCACCAGACAGGACAUCUGUGGUCAGAGGAGCUGUGACACCCUGGGGGUGGCUGACGUGGGCACCAUGUGUGACCCCAAGAGAAGCUGCUCUGUAAUAGAGGAUAACGGUCUGCAGGCUGCCUACACCGUGACACACGAGCUAGGUCAUGUACUCAGCAUGCCUCAUGACGACUCUAAUAACUGUAUCAGAUGGUUCGGACACUUGGAUGGGCCACACAUGAUGGCAUCUGUGUUCUUUAGCCUCAACAAGACUUUGCCAUGGUCGCCAUGUAGCGCCCGCUAUGUCACAGAGUUCUUCGACAAUGGAUAUGGUGACUGUCUGUUGGAUCCUCCAGAGCAGACUCUCCCUCUCCCUGUUGAUCCCCCUGGUGUCUCCUACAACCUGGACCGUCAGUGCCAGCAGGCCUUCGGGGAGGAGUUCAGCCUGUGUCCGGACACCCCAGAGGACCAGACUUGCAGCCAACUGUGGUGCCGGGAGGAGGGCCAGCCACACUGCACCACCCGGAACGGCAGCCUGCCCUGGGCUGAUGGCACGCUCUGCUGGGCUGGGGCCGGGGCUGGCGCUGGGACCAACACCACCUGUCAGGGAGGUGUCUGUGCUGCAGUGACUGAUCAGCAGAAAAGAGAGGAGCCUGUGGACGGAGGUUGGGGUAUGUGGGGCCCCUGGGGGUCAUGCUCCAGGUCAUGUGGCGGGGGGGUGGAGUUUUCCCAGAGAGAAUGCACUGAUCCCAAGCCACAAAACGGAGGAGCAUACUGUGCGGGACAGAGAGCCAAGUACCAGACUUGUCACAUACAGGCCUGCCAAGAUGAGCAUGGUAAGAGCUUCAGAGAUGAGCAGUGUGAGAAGUACAACAGCAACCGAUACCUGGACAUCCAUGGGAACAUCAAGCAGUGGAUCCCCAAAUACAACGGUGUCUCACCCAGGGACAGGUGCAAACUGUUCUGCAGAGCAAGAGGCAGCAAUGAAUUCAAAGUCUUCGAGGCCAAGGUUGUUGAUGGCACCACCUGUGGCCCAGACACCACCUCCAUCUGUGUCCAGGGACAGUGCGUCAAAGCUGGCUGCGAUCAGGUGAUCGGCUCCAGUGUGAAGCUGGACAAAUGUGGCAUGUGUGGGGGUGAUGGAACAACCUGCAGGAAGAUCACUGGAUCGAUGAAUAAAGCCAUUUUCGGCUACAACGACAUUGUGACCAUUCCGGCCGGGGCCACCAACAUCGACAUCAAGCAAAAAAGCCACCGCGGGAUCAGACACGACGGCAACUACCUGGCCUUGAAGACAGAGGUUUCCUACAUCCUGAACGGGAAUUUCUCUGUGUCUACAGCAGAGCAGGACAUCCCAGUCCUGGGCGCCGUACUCCGGUACAGUGGUUCCUCCACCACCCUGGAGAGGGUCUUGAGUUACCAGAAGCUCCGACAGGCAGUCGCUGUCCAACUCCUGUCCACAGCCGGAGACGCCUCUACCCCUAGGGUCAAGUACAGCUUUUUUCUCCCCAGGAAUGUCCCCUUCACCAAGCCUGGAGCUGAGGGUAGAGCUUCGCUACAUGCGAUUCUGCCACUAGGGGGCUCAGAGUGGGCUCUGGGGGAGUGGUCUGAGUGCUCCAAGAGCUGUGGUUCAGGUUGGUCAAGAAGGAACGUAGAGUGCCGGGACGGGGCAGGCACCCUGUCCUUCUCCUGUGAUGAGGACCUGCGGCCGGCAGACAUCCGGCCGUGUGGGGACCUGCCCUGCCCUGUCUGGCAGAUGGGUCCCUGGUCGGCAUGCUCGAGGACAUGUGGUGUGGGGGUGCGCCAUCGAAGCGUGCUGUGUAUUGACUACACCGGUAAGAUGGUGGAAGUAGGAAAAUGUAACCUCGCCAAGAGGCCAGAGGUGGUUUCUUCAGAGUGCAGCUACCAGGACUGCUGAGUCUGUGCUGAUAAAGCAGGAAGGGAAAGGGCCGUUGGUGGCAGUGGUGGGAUCCAAGGCCGAGGGAAGUAGUGUAGUAAGCUAGUUAGUUAGUCAACUAACCAAUGCACAACCAUUUGUGUCAACUAACCAAUGCACAAGAGU